AGGGACCACACGAGUCUCGUUAAACACACUAACCAACCAGACGCCUAUCUACGAGCAUCAUUCUCGUUCCUGACCAACUGCCUGACCCACCACAGGCAAGCUGUCCAUCCUUCCCACACACAUGCACACGUGUACACACUCACUCUCUGCUAUACGUAUCUCAGGUUGCCCCUAUGCUCUUAGCGCGACGUCGCGCAGAGAGGAUCUUCCCUCCUAUCCAUCAGACUCGGCUUGCAGCCCAUCGUCAUCGCACCGCUGCCAAUCAAACUAUCAACAACUCCUGUCACACGGCGUCCAAUGGCGUUGUUGGCGCCUCUUCUUCUCUUCUCUCUGACAAAAUUGAGAGCCGCCGUUGUGCAUCCCGCACGCAUGGAUCUGGCUUUAUUCGGCACACCUGUUGGCAACAUCAGACCGACGUCAAGACGCACACUGCGGAGAGCCGCAAAAAAGGUGUGGACACGAGGACACGCAAUAAGGAAAGGUUGGAUGACACACGCGACUGUCUGUCUGCUUUCGCCUCAGCGUGACAGUUUGGUGGCGAUGCAGAAGGAAUCCGACACUCGAACGAAGGGCAAAAGUGAGCACAAAACACGGACGUCGCCCCGCAUCUGUAUUGGGUGCUCAUUGGGGUGCCUUUCCAUAGAACUCCUACAAGUAGCACGUACCCCAGAGAAAGCCUUCAGCCUACCUGUUGCUAUCGUGCACAUAUGUACUGAUAUCAAGAACUUCAUUCUGAAUGGCAUCAGAGGGGCAACGAGGUGGGGAUGGUUAAGAGCAGCGGGUGGGUGCCAUGGAUUGCACCUCACUCGUCAAUAUGUUUGCCAUCCAGGUGGACACCGCAUAGCGUGGGCUCUUUCAUGAGGAUGCAGCAGAAAGCGACGGCGGAGCCUCCGGCCGUUCCUGUGCCGCCGCCACGGUCGAUGGAGGAGCGUUCACUGAGCAGCCCUGCUAGCGUGCGACCAGGUACAAUGGAAGCCUGAUACAGAUAAGUGCCAGUAGAAAUGCGUGUGCGUGUCUGUCGUUGGCUUGGUUCAGGCACGCCGAUUGGCAAUGUGUAUGCGCCAGGUGAGGCUGAAGAGCGAUUGGGCAUCGCCCCGCUGCCACGAAUCACACUUACACCUGAGCUGGUUGCCGGGCGCGAGGCACUCUGGAGAAACCUUGGCAGAGAGUACGUCACGUCAGAUCACUCACCAGCCCACACAUAUGCAGACCCACACCACACCUUGCGUACGUACGCUAUGCCGCGUCGUCAGGUAUACUUUGGCCGACAUAAAGCAAAGCAACAUCCUCACGUUAGGGUACUAUGUUUGGCCGUUGCUCUACGAGAUGGUCACGCGGACUGACUGGCGCAUCUGCGUUAUUCCCUAUGACCAAAACAACAAGGCUCUCUCGAUGUCAUUCAUCGUGUCCAAGGACGCCGGGCUCCCGCUGGGAGAUCAAUAUGGAAGGGCCCUGUGGGUGCUGGUCGGCGAUGAUCUCAAGGAGGCCAAGCAUGAUGACGCGCUCAAGAUGCGACUCGAGAAGCAGGCACUCAGAUACGGCUGCACCGUGGACAAUUUUGGAGACUGGGAUUUCUACAAGUACAACUUCGAAGAGAGCGACUCACUGGAGCACAUCACGAAGAUCCGCGGGGACGACAGCCACCUCCAAGAGAUAGUCGACUUCAUUGUUGAGCUGCUGCACAGAGAUGACAUGGGAAUUCCGGUUCCACGUUGGGACUAUCUCGAUGGCAUCAAACGAAUCAUGGCCAUGAAUGCAGGUAACAGACAGACAGAUAGACAUGUUCACCCACACGAGUGCAUCUUUAUACAUCUACAGGUGAAGGUGUGGAGGAAUGAGUGCAUCGGAAGUGUGGCUGGCACGUUCGAUGACUGCAGUGCAGGAAGCGAACUUCAGUGCAGGAAGCCAAUGCAAGGCUAUGGGUCUUCCUGCCAUGGCUGGGAAGACAGUCAGGCGUAUAAGUCAGGCAUAUACAUGAUUGUCUGUUUUUGGUCGCCAUUCUUUAACCUGAUGACUCAAUUCGGCUUGAAAAUCAUGCAGCAAACGCAGUGCGAGAAUGUCAUCCCAGCCAUAUCUCACAAGA
Messenger RNA from Vitrella brassicaformis, 2083 nucleotides. Lineage: Eukaryota; Vitrellaceae. The record is from the annotation of a GenBank genome assembly.